Molecule: messenger RNA, 4761 nt
Organism: Trichomycterus rosablanca
Lineage: Eukaryota; Metazoa; Chordata; Actinopteri; Siluriformes; Trichomycteridae
Exons: 12
Coding region: 1-1245 (414 amino acids)
Biological process (GO): mitochondrial fusion; mitochondrion localization
Cellular component (GO): mitochondrial outer membrane
Molecular function (GO): GTPase activity
Source: RefSeq, a predicted model, not a curated record
AUGUCGGGCGGCUUAGUAAAAAUAGCCGACAGUCUGGGUCUACGUUUGCUGCCCCCUCGAAAGAAGAUAAUAGUGAUGAUUAUGGGGAACCACUCGGCCGGGAAAAGCUCCUUUAUAAAUUGGUAUAUUGAGGAGCACAUUCAGAAAACAGGUGUUGCCAUAGAAACGCAGGGAUUUACCUUCAUUACUAGUGGACGGAAACGAGAAUCACUGACCGGCAAUGCCACGCUCCACCUUUACCCGCAUUUCAGACCGCUUCUGGAGUUUAAAGGACUCACAGACUACCUGUGUGCCGAGAUCUCCACCUCCAAGCAGAAGAAGUUCAGCCUCGUGACGUUCGUGGACACGCCGGGGUUGGUGGACGGAGACAUGGUUUACCCUUUCGAUGUCAAUAAUGCCAUCACGUCGUUUGGCGAGCAGGCGGAUCUGAUCUUCGUGUUUUUUGACCCGAUGGGGCAGGCACUGUGUAAGCGAACGCUCAACAUCGUGGAGAAGCUGAGCGAGAAAUGCGGCGACAAAUUACGCUUCUAUCUCAGUAAAGCUGAUGAAGCUGGACGAGAGACGGACAGACAGAGGGUGAUGAUGCAGAUCAUACAAGAGCUUUGCCGCAGACCAGGACUUAACAAAUGUGGAUUUGAAAUGCCCACCAUAUACAUCCCCAAUCCACAGAGACCGAGCCGGUGUGAGAACCAGAUCGACGAGGUGUGUGAGACGAUAGAGAAGAGCAUUAACCAGGCAGUGCAGAAGACCUUGAACCAGCUGGAGAAAGACUGUGAUCUUAUCACCUCAACCAUUAGCAAUAAACUAGAGCAGGACAGGGCUAACGUGAGCUAUAAUAAGAGCAGCCGCUUUAACUCCUUCCUGUGCGGAGCGCUGGCCAUCUUCCUUCCCACAAUCUUCAUCCUCAGUUUUCUUAUGACCACUUCUGCCCUGGAGGAGCUGGACACCCUGGUUGGAGAGGGGAUCGCCAGAAUUCUCUACGCAGCUACGGCGAUAGUGAUGUACCUGUGGGAGUGGAUUCCUGAGGAUGGACAGUUAGUUACGCUGUUAUUCUUUGGGGCGAUGUGCUACUUCUUCCUCUUCCUCGCCAGAUACUUUGCUCGGCAGAGAAGUAAAACUCUGACAAAGAAGGAGAAGAAGAAUAUGACUGAGUACAGAGAAUAUGUGAACGAUAUCGUUAAAGCCAAAAAGAAGAGACUUUAUGAAGAGUACCUGAAGCAGUGUGCAGCAGAGUACGACUUUUAAAACGAGCACGAGCAACAUGAAAGCAUUUUAUACCAGGAAACCGAACACAUCUCUGAAUCAUGUGGUAUGACUGUUAACUGUUAAUGUGCCAAGUUCUGCAGUGUGUGUGUGUGUGUGUGUGUGUGUGUGUGUGUGUACUGUAUUUUUUAUACUUCAUAUAGGAGCCAGUUCUUUGUACAGUAGUCCCCCGUUAUCCACGGAUUUGGGUUUGGUGCUGAAAUCAUUUCACAGCUCUUACUGAACCUAAUUUAUAAUAUAAACGUGGGUUUGUAUGUGGGGCGGGUAGUGCAGUGAUAAAAUACACUAGCUCACCACUGCUGAGAUCUGAGUUGAGAAUCUCAGCAGUACUAAAGGCCAGUAUGUGGAGCAGAAUGAUUCGCUGUGCCCACUCUAAUUUCGGGAGCUGGUGAAAAAAAAAACAUAGGAUGUAUGUAUAGGGAAGAAGAUAUUAUAUAUGGUUCAGUAUUAUUCUGGUUUCAUGCAUCAGCGGAUGCUAUGUUCCAAUCCCCCUUUCAAACCCUAUAUGUGGUAUAUAUUAUUUACAUUUACAUUUUCGGCAGACUCUCUUUCCCAGAGCGACUUGUGCCUAGUUCACACUACACGAUUUUUGCCCUGAUUUUCGCUCACUGACUGGUCGCCGCUAGAUUUGCCGGCUUGGACGCAACUCGGCGUUCGCUCAGCGAUCGACACUCGGCUCUCAAUCGCUAUGUGUGAACUGCUCAAUGACUCGAUCCGAACGGCUCGCCGACUGAAACAUAAUACCAAUGUUGCAUUGCAAAAAGUAUUUAUUAACCUCCAACUCACUACAGAACAAUCCAUGCUGUUCAUGUAGCCAAAUCCACUCGGAUUCAUUUACUUUUUUCUCCUCGACUUUACGCUGCACAUCAGCGCACAAACAACUUUGAUCGCCCGCUUAUCGUUGACAUAGUAUAGUUGAACCCCUCGUCACUUGUGUUUGUUUUCAUGACAAAAUGUAGUUUGGGAGACCAGACAGACUCAUCCGCGAUUCCUCCUGAUGGUAGAUGGUGUAGUGUGAAACCCCCUAUCGCCGAUCAGUCGUGUAGUGUGAAAACCUUGACUGAAAAGACCCGAUUACAAGAGAUCCAGUUGUGGAGUGUGAACUGUACAGAGAUCUGAACAACUUGAAAGUCAUGUAGUGUGAACUUGGCAUUACAGAAAACAUUUCCCUGCUGUAGUUGAAGUAGACAACAGUCCAAGUACACAAAUCUGCUGAAACCCUGUUAUUUUAAUGUACAGUAUGAUAAUAUAUAUAAUGAUAAUGUAUGGGGGGGAAGGGCUACUGUACUCCGUGAAUAUUAAUAACACUUAGUGCCUUUCAAUGUGAAUGAAUGAAUGUAAGUAUAGGAUAUAUGUGUGACCUCUUUUUUAUACUACAUAUGUUUAGUAAAUCGUGAAAGUAUUGUUUACAUGUCUUCAACCUGCACUGAUUCGGUAAUUUUAAUAACAACGCACUGUGACUUUAGAACAAAUGAAACUGCCUUCAUCAAGCCAAGCCUGCUACUGUCUUUUAGAAAUAAUGAUAGUGUGUAUUUCUAUUGUGUAUCAUGUUGUUUCCUCUUUUAUGUUCUGCUAUGAUUUUGAUAUUACAGUAGAAUCUGAGCCUUUUACCCAACAUUAAACUAAACAUUUUGGUGGGCGUCUAAAUAUGAGGAAUAAUUCUGGCCUCUAUGCAUAGAUAAGCUUGAAAACACACAAUUGUUGGGAAUAAGGCCCAAAAAUGCAGUUUAGAUGUUGUGUACAUGGCAAGAUGAAAACUGCCUUUGCUCAAAAGAGUCGGUGUAGAUGUUAAGUUUGGAGUAUUAUGUAUUCAUUUGCUAAGGUUGGGGAUCUCAGUGGCAGCUGGUUUAACUGAAUUUCUUCUGCCUUUCAAAACCAGGUGUAAAUCACCCACAGCCAUGUUACUGAGGGUGGUUGCCAGAUCCCAGAUUUUUCCCAGAUUAUGUUAUAGGCAUUUUGCAUGUGGUACACUUACAUAUAAUUAAGUAUAAGCUUCUGUCUUUGUAAUGUGUUCCAGUGUUAAUUCUGGAUUCUGUUUUUAUCAUUUGCUCUGUAUGUUUCUGUAUUUAUAUAUUUAUAAGAAAGAAGGAAAAUGACAUGGUUUCUAUAUUGCUUGUUUGUUGUGCUGCCUUUUAUGGUGCUUAUGUCAUUCAGAUCUGGCAACCCUGAUCCUACCAGCAUUUGAAGACAUUAAAGAUAAAAGUAAAGCAGUAAAAAGCUGUUGAGCACAAUCCUCAUCCAAUCACCGCCUUUAACUUUGUUGAUUUCAGGAUCAGCAAAACGGAGGUGCAGGGGUCACUCAGUCCCAGCUCAUAAGUGACCCAUUGCUGAUAAUAUAGAUACAGAUUGUUCUUGUACAAUAAACAAUAAAUCCUAUUUGACUAAUACAAUAAGAGCAGGUGGAUUUUAGUAGAAGUGUUGAUCUAAUGCAGGAAUUCCUCUCAACAAGCACUUCAUGAGAAUAAAAUAGGUGUUUGUGAACAGAAGAUGAUAAUUAGAUGCUAAUAUGUGCUGUGUAUGAUCUAAAUAAAACAGUGUUGGGCUGUUUGCAAGAUGAAAUGUAAUUUGAUGAGCUGUCAGUGUAACAGAUUUUUCUUUUGUGUAUAAACAGUACAUUACGAUGGCAAUUUAAGACUUGAUUUAAAGUCUUAUAUAUAAAAUAUAAAACACUAGCACACCAGUGCUGAUAUCUGGACAUGCGUCUAAAUCUCAGCUCUGCUACUGGCAGACAGGGAGCCUAUAGGGACAAAUAUUGGCUCGUCUGAGGGUAGGAAUGCCAGGAGGAUUUUUCACAAGUGCCACAAUUAUGACCUUUGUGGGCUGAUCGAUGGCGCCUGCAGAAAGAUGGGGGAUAAUGAAGAUCAGUGCGUGACUGCUAUCUCGAUCAAGAAUCGUGAGUGGAGUGGAAGUCUGCAGCAGUAGAGGAAGUAAGAUGUAAUUGGAUAUGACUAGAUUAGAUAACAAAUUGGAAGAAAUGCAUUAAAGAAUAAUAAAAUCAAAAGAAUAAAGUCUGGUAAUUAAAGUGGCAUUAUUACAAGAAAAAGCUGCAUUUUUUUUUUUUUGGAAAAAGGGUGAGCAAAAGAAGGAUAGUAACAUAUUUAUGUUCAAACAGGCCGCUGCACCACCCGAGCACCAAUAAUUCAUAAUAAUUGUGACAGGCCUAAUUUAAAAAUAUAUAAAAUAUAUAAAUAUACACUAAAUGUGUGUCUUUAGCAGCCUGAGAAAGAAUUUACUUAUUACAUUUAAUGAUCUAAGAUCAGUCAUUUUGUUCUUGUACUGUGUUUAAUGUAUCUGUGUAUUAGUGUUGCUUUCAUUUUGAAUGGUUGGAAUUUUUAAACUUAAAUAAUUAAAACAUAAAACCUCAUAUUUUGAAUAAUGUCUUCCAUCUCCGAACGCUGUGCUCUGCUAUUUUUAAUCUUUGCAUUAUAACUGAUGUAUGUAUGUAAAUCCUUUAUAAAUAACGUAUCACAUGUUAAUCAUUUUGGUUAAUAAACACCG